Molecule: messenger RNA, 3052 nt
Organism: Bufo gargarizans (Asiatic toad)
Lineage: Eukaryota; Metazoa; Chordata; Amphibia; Anura; Bufonidae
Product: oocyte zinc finger protein XlCOF6.1-like
Exons: 3
Coding region: 1-1185 (394 amino acids)
Biological process (GO): negative regulation of transcription by RNA polymerase II; regulation of cytokine production; regulation of immune system process
Source: RefSeq, a predicted model, not a curated record
AUGCUACAGAUCAUUCCAUCGCUUGCAUAUGUGAGGGGUGAUGAGCAGAGCACAGAGGACAUUCCUACAGAUAACCGCCCAGAUGACUGUAUCAGGAACUCAAAGGAACAUCUCAUAAGUUCAGAUGAUGAUUGUGGUGUCACACAAGAUAUAUAUGAAGAGCAUGUCAAUAAUCAAGAUAUACCCUCAGCCCUUCACAGCAAAGAUCUUUCAUGUGAUCCUUUUAAACGGGUCCGAUCUUCUGAUUCAUCACAGACUGUAACUCAAAAUAAAAGUCACAGAAGAGGUGUUAAACCUCAAGCAACUCGCAUAAAGGAGAAGCCAUUUUCAUGUUUAGAAUGUGGGAAAUAUUACAGUUAUAAAUCACAACUCGUUACACACCAGAGAACGCACACAGGGGAAAAGCCAUUUUCAUGUUCAGAAUGUGGGAAAUGUUUUUCUGUAAAAAAAGAUCUUGUUACGCAUCAGAGAAUUCACACAGGAGAGAAACCAUUUUCUUGUCCAGAAUGUGGGAAAUGCUUUGUAGACAGUUCAAAUUUUUUUAAACAUCAGAAAAGUCACACAGCAGAGAAGCCAUUUUCUUGUUCUAAAUGUGAUAAAUGUUUUUCUUUAAAAAAAUAUCUUGUUCGACAUCAAACAACUCACACAGGAGAGAAGCCAUAUUCAUGUUUAGAAUGUGGGAAAUGUUUUGCUGUAAAAAAAUAUCUUGUUAUACAUAAAAGGAUUCACACAGGGGAGAAGCCAUAUUCAUGUUCAGAAUGUGGGAAAUGUUUUAUAAAUAGUUCAAAUCUUUUUAAGCAUCAACAAAGUCACACAGGGGAGAAGCCGUUUUCAUGUUCUGAAUGUGGAAAAUGUUUUAAUGAUAAAUCAGUUCUUGUUAAACAUCAGAGAAUUCAUACAGGGGAGAAGCCAUUUUUAUGUUCAGAAUGUGGGAAAUGUUUUGCUGUAAAAAAAUAUCUGGUUACACAUCAAAGAACUCACACAGGGGAGAAGCCAUUCUCAUGCUCAGAUUGUGGGAAAUGUUUUAACCAGAAAUCAGCUGUUGUUGUACAUCAGAGAACUCACACAGGGGAGAAGCCUUACUCAUGUUCAGAAUGUGGGAAAUGUUUUAACUUUAAAUCAGCUCUUGUUAGACAUCAGAGAAUUCACACAGGGGAGAAGCCAUUUUCAUAUUUGGCCUGUUAGUGACGUGUCUUUACAGUGGUCACUAAAUUUCUUUAUUCCAAUAGAUAUGCCAUUUUAUAGUGCUGUAUUAGAAUAAAAUAGCCCAGGCAGGUAAAACAGCACCUUGGUUUCAGCUACCGGAGGUAGCUAAAGGCUUGGAGCAAUGAUCGGGGCCACUGUGAGAGGUCUCUGAGCGCACAUGAUCUGAUGUAUUGAAUGAUCAACAGACAAAUACAGUUAAAAGUGAAAAUAAGUAAUGAGUAAUAUUCUCAAAUAUUAGAAUAUUGUGCAAUGUAACAAAAUGAAGGUUUAACCAGUGGUGGGGCUUUAUAUAACAGCAUGACAGUACAUUUGAUUGGUUAUAUUGUUUUUAGUUGGUGAGGUUUGUCAGCUAUCAGCAGUAGAGAUGAGCGAAAUUCUGUUUUAGAAGUUAGGCUUCCGGUUACCACAGAAUUGCGUUAUGGAUCCUGUGACCAUGGACCAUAGCUUAUGGACCGUGGUCACGGGGAUCCGUAACGCAAUUCUGUGGUAAACGGAACCCGAACUUCUAAGACAGAAGUUUUCUCAUCCCUAAUCAGCAGCCUCUAAAAAUCUUUAUUUUUUUUUUAGAUAAAUUCUUGCAACAAACCUGAGGCGCAGAUGGGGGAACGGUCUGUUCUCUGUUCUUCCAUCUGUAACCUUUUUGCCUAUCACUAAUAGACAUUUUCUAUUUUUAAUAGACAGAUAUAAUGUAUAUCGCUGUGUUUUUUUGUUUAUUCUUUAGAUUUUAACAUAUUGCCUCAAAACCUGUGAAGCCACCAUGGAUCCCAAAUUUUAUGAAACAGUUAUAAAAAUAUAAGGGGUAAAAUAAAAGAAUAACCGAUCUGAUAACCAGAUUCUCCGCAAAACAUGUGUUGCAUGUCCUGAAUCUAACCAUACAUGUUUUACAGUAUGAGAUAUUUAAAAUGUCUUAGCCGCACCAUUUCAUCCUCCAGAGGCUGGCUAACUACAUACAAAAAUGGAAAGUUGUAUGACACAAUUCUAACGCGUAGAGGGUUAAUAGGACUGGAAACUUGUACAAUAUAUUUUUAUCAAACCAGGUGUACGAAAGACAAAUAUGACAAUUAUUUCAACCACUAUGUUAUUUCGAGAGUUUCCUAAGGCCGAAAAUCCUGGAACUAAGUUACCAAAUCAUAAAAACAUGAAUUAUGACAUUACAUACAAAAGGCUGGCUCACGGUCCAUAGAAAACAAAAAAAAUUUUAGAUUACAAAUAUUUGCCCAAAUUAAAAAUAUAUAUAAAAACAUCAAUGAUUCACAAUCAUGGUCCCUAAUUUAUAUCUAAUUGCGGAGCUCACGCAAAUAGAAUUUAAAAAAUUGUUCAUUAAUGCGGUAUAAAAAUAUAUCCAGUUCACUACUGGUUCAUAUUCGGUUAUUAAUCCAGAACUGUCGUGACUGUCUUUCCACUUCUAUAUUAUUUUUAGCUUAAAUAUUGUUAGCAAUAAUUAAUAUAGUGGUGAAAUUACCCCUUUUUCCUCCUUAUGCUAUAGAGCCAGUUUAUAUUGGCCAGUGUUCGGUGGCUACAAUCCACCACCGUGCUUUCCUUAUCUUAAAUGUCGAUGCUGAUAGACAAUACUGAGAUGGAUGUCUAAACUAGACUUGUUGCAUGCGUUAUCUGGGAGCAUUAAUUCUCAGCAGCUCCCACUGUCUCGUUUUCCAAUACAGUUUAGCUUCAAUGUGCAGAGAUUUUGGCAAUGUUAUUUUUCGUUCACCUCUGCUCCCACAGCAACGUUCGUUCUUACUGUUCUCCUGUGUGUCGGCAUGCACAAUGGGAGCAUGGUAAGAGAGAUGGCCUUGCGGUUUACCUGGCGUUCAUUUCGCGGUGAACUUUUGCGCGUUCGCUGAACAUA